Molecule: messenger RNA, 1183 nt
Organism: Suillus paluster
Lineage: Eukaryota; Fungi; Basidiomycota; Agaricomycetes; Boletales; Suillaceae
Product: mitochondrial carrier
Exons: 9
Coding region: 172-1074 (300 amino acids)
Biological process (GO): mitochondrial citrate transmembrane transport; alpha-ketoglutarate transport
Cellular component (GO): mitochondrion
Molecular function (GO): tricarboxylate secondary active transmembrane transporter activity
Source: RefSeq, a predicted model, not a curated record
GCUAUUUUGUGGAAAAGGUAACCUCCGCUCCGCGGGCAGCUGUGGUCCCAUUUUGGAAGGCAUCGGUUACUUCCAAACCUUUUAUUCGCGUCGGCUUGAACACAUCUUUCUCUCUUCCUUACUUCCCUCCUCUUUUUCUACCCGGUCACUUCCCGCGACGACGAGCACACGAUGGCAAUUCAAAAGGAGCCCGGCCAGAAAGGUAUCAACUGGUCGAACAUUGCCGUCGGUGCUAUCAUGAACAUGUUUGUCACGACCCUCGGCCAACCCUUGGAAGUUCUCAAGACCCAAAUGGCCGCCAACCGGUCUCAGACUUUACUCGAGGCUACCAAGUCAGUAUGGGGCCGUGGUGGUGUUGCCGGGUUGUAUCAGGGUCUGAUUCCUUGGGCAUGGAUUGAAGCCUCCACUAAGGGUGGUGUGCUUCUUUUCACUGCUUCUGAAAUCGAGACAACUGGUGUUAGUAUGGGUGUCAGCCCUGCUACCGCUGGUCUCUUGGGUGGUAUGGGUGGUGGUAUUGCUCAGGCUUAUGCAACUAUGGGAUUCACGACGUGUAUGAAGACUGUUGAGAUCACGCGACACAAAGAGGCUGCUGUUGGUGUACAACGGUCAACAUUCCAGGUAUUCAUGGACAUCUACCGUCGCGAAGGUAUCCGGGGCAUCAACAAGGGUGUCAAUGCUGUUGCUGUGAGACAAUGUACCAACUGGGGUUCUCGCAUGGGUUUUGCUCGUCUUGCUGAAACUACGAUCCGGAAUGUACGCGGGAAGGGCGAAAAUGACAGUCUAGGUGCCAUGGAUAAGAUCUUGGCUUCCUCCAUCGGUGGUGCACUGGCUACAUGGAAUCAGCCUAUAGAGGUUGUCCGGGUUGAGAUGCAAUCGAUGGCUAAGACGACUGCAAAUGCCAACCGCCCAGCAAAACUAACUAUCCUCAACACCCUUGGCUUCAUCUACAAGGAAAACGGUAUCAAGGGUCUCUACCGUGGUGUAACACCCCGGAUAGGUCUUGGUAUCUGGCAAACAAUCUGCAUGGUGUCGUUUGCGGACUAUGUGAAAGUCUGGGUGAAAAACCGUUCAUAAGGGAUUGCAAUAGCGAUGGCAUUUUAAUCCUCAUAGACCGAUAAUUAUAUAUUUUGACAUACGCUUUAUAGAUACAUACCACUUUUGCUGCUCGCUAUAUGUAUAUGUU